This is a messenger RNA of Trichechus manatus latirostris (Florida manatee), 1959 nucleotides long. It is a transcript of the gene COL13A1, whose product is annotated as collagen type XIII alpha 1 chain. The transcript is spliced from 39 exons. The coding region runs from base 1 to 1959 and encodes 652 amino acids. NCBI's taxonomy places the organism in Eukaryota, Metazoa, Chordata, Mammalia, Sirenia, Trichechidae. The record is from RefSeq and is a predicted model, not a curated record.
AUGGGGGCAGAGGCAGUCAGUGGCAUCCAGCAGAUCCUCGGCCCGCUGUUUCAUGGCCCUGAAGUCUAUGAUCAGAGAUGGAAGCUCCACUCGCGGCGGCGCCGGGAGACCCCAAAUACGUCUGCAGGGUGUAACUGCCCACCAGGACCUCCUGGUCCCACCGGAAGACCUGGACUCCCGGGAGACAAAGGUGCCAUUGGGAUGCCUGGACAUGUGGGUGCCCCAGGAGAUGCUGGAAUGUCCAUCAUUGGUCCAAGAGGCCCCCCUGGCCAGCCGGGCACGCGAGGUUUCCCUGGAUUUCCGGGUCCCAUUGGCUUAGACGGCAAACCGGGCCACCCAGGACCCAAAGGGGAGAUGGGUCUCAUGGGCCCCCGAGGACAGCCGGGACCUCAAGGAGAAAAAGGAGAAAAGGGUCAGUGUGGAGAGUACCCACACCGGCUGCUGCCUCUCCUCAAUUCAGUGCGGCUGGCUCCGCCCCCAGUCAUAAAAAGGCGGACCUUCCAGGGUGAACAGGGCCAGGCUGGCAUCCAAGGCCCACCAGGGCCACCAGGCCCCCCUGGACCUAGUGGACCUCUGGGGCACCCAGGACUGCCAGGGCCCGUGGGGCCGCCCGGCUUACCUGGGCCUCCUGGACCAAAGGGAGACCCUGGGAUCCAAGGCUAUCACGGCCGAAAGGGAGAGCGGGGCAUGCCAGGGAUGCCGGGCAAACAAGGAGCAAAGGGGGCUCCUGGGAUCGCUGUGGCUGGGAUGAAGGGUGAGCCAGGGAUCCCAGGAGUCAAGGGUGAGAAGGGGGCUGCAGGCUCCCUUGGGCUACCGGGCCUCCUGGGACAGAAGGGAGAGAAAGGCGAUGCUGGCAAUGCCAUUGGAGGAGGCCGAGGGGAGCCCGGCCCCCCAGGGAUCCCUGGGCCCCCAGGGCCAAAGGGAGAAGCUGGUGUUGAUGGGCAGGGUGGUCCCCCAGGACGGCAAGGUGACAAGGGGGAGCCUGGAGCAGCUGGAGAACAGGGACCAGCUGGCCCCAAGGGCUCCAAGGGAGAACCAGGGAAAGGCGAGAUGGUGGAUUACAAUGGAAACAUCAACGAAGCUCUCCAGGAGAUCCGAACACUGGCCUUAAUGGGUCCCCCUGGGCUUCCUGGGCAAAUCGGCCCACCCGGAGCUCCAGGGAUUCCAGGCCAGAAGGGGGAGAUUGGACUGCCAGGCCCUCCAGGACACGAUGGGGAAAAGGGACCUCGAGGCAAACCAGGAGACAUGGGCCCCCCUGGCCCACAAGGACCCCCGGGAAGGGAUGGGCCUUCAGGAAUGAAGGGAGAAGAUGGACGCACAGGGAGCCGAGGAGAAAAGGGGGAGAAAGGGGAGACUGGACAAGCAGGCUCCCCGGGUCUAGACGGCCCAACUGGGGAGAAAGGAGAACCAGGAGCCCAGGUUUCUGGGCCACCAGGGCCAGAGGGCCCUCCUGGACCUCCGGGCCUCCAAGGUGUUCCUGGACCAAAGGGGGAAGCAGGACUAGAUGGAGCAAAAGGAGAGAAGGGUGUCCAGGGAGAAAAAGGAGACCGAGGUCCUCUGGGAUUGCCCGGUACUCCAGGACCAAUUGGAGUUCCAGGCCCGGCAGGACCAAAGGGCGAGAGGGGCAGCAAAGGUGACCCUGGGAUGACAGGACCAACAGGGGCAGCUGGGCUUCCUGGUUUACACGGACCACCUGGAGACAAAGGAAGCCGGGGGGAGAGGGGGAAGAAAGGCUCUAGAGGGCCUAAAGGGGAUAAGGGAGACCAAGGAGCGCCUGGAUUAGAUGCCCCCUGCCCGUUGGGUGAAGAUGGUCUACCAGUCCAAGGCUGCUGGAACAAGGUGCUCAUCCUACAGCAGGGACGGCCGCUUCUGUACAGGAGAAGGAGCAUCUCCAGGGCUGAAGACAAAUUGCAGGAGCCCAUCUGGGCCCCCUUCGGGGUCAAGAGCACAUGUGUCUAA